AUGGACAAGUAUUUGAAUUGGAUAUGGCAGAUGGGUCAUCAAAAAUCUAGUGCAAUCGAUUUUCAGACCCGCGUGAAGGCGCUGUUUUUCUACCAACGUAAGAGCGGCGACGCAGCAACGGCUUUUGGUAACACUCUUGUCAGUAUGGCGACAAUUGCUCGCUUCGCGGAUGUAUCUGGUUUUAUCUCCGCGUAUUUCGUUGGUCAUGACUCACUCCUGUUUUAUUCACAGAAGCACGAUGAUCAGCAAUUGGUCAAAAACUUGUCUGAUAUUUUCAACUUGUCUGCGAAAUCAAUCGCAAAGCGUGUCGGCUAUUUCUGUAGUACGUUCAUUGUUGAUACACCGGACGGAUAUGUUCCUAUACCGGAUCCGUUGAAGCGUGUUGAACGUUUAGGUCGUCACUUAUAUGGCGUUGAUGAAACAGGCUUAAAAGAUAGUCUCUUUUUCUGA
Molecule: messenger RNA, 450 nt
Organism: Haemonchus placei
Lineage: Eukaryota; Metazoa; Nematoda; Chromadorea; Rhabditida; Trichostrongylidae
Source: the annotation of a GenBank genome assembly